This is a messenger RNA of Galendromus occidentalis (western predatory mite), 342 nucleotides long. It is a transcript of the gene Vti1b, whose product is annotated as Vesicle transport through interaction with t-SNAREs 1b. Bases 34 to 342 code for a protein of 102 amino acids. Gene Ontology annotation, molecular function: SNAP receptor activity; SNARE binding. Gene Ontology annotation, cellular component: Golgi apparatus; ER to Golgi transport vesicle membrane; late endosome membrane. The transcript is spliced from 3 exons. The record is from RefSeq and is a predicted model, not a curated record. Gene Ontology annotation, biological process: Golgi to vacuole transport; intra-Golgi vesicle-mediated transport; retrograde transport, endosome to Golgi. NCBI's taxonomy places the organism in Eukaryota, Metazoa, Arthropoda, Arachnida, Mesostigmata, Phytoseiidae.
GGAUUUUUAUUCAUUCGGUUGGAAGAGAGUUCUAUGACCUGCGAAAUCUUCCGCGUCAAAGUGAAGGAUCAGCGUUCUUCGACGAGGCUCACUGCUAUUCGGGUCGCAACGGACACUGAGCAAAUCGGCGAAGAGGUUGGGACGAGUCUCCGCGGCCAACGGGAUCAGCUCAUCAGAACGAGAGAUCGACUACAAGACGCUGACGUCGAGCUAACGAGAGCCGGUCGUUUGAUAAGCGCCAUACGCUACAAUGUGAUCUCAAAUAAGAUGUUUCUCAUCUUCAUCAUUAUCAUUGAAUGCGCAAUUCUGAUAGCGCUGUGCUAUUUAAAAUUCAUCAGAUGA